Molecule: messenger RNA, 1266 nt
Organism: Desarmillaria tabescens
Lineage: Eukaryota; Fungi; Basidiomycota; Agaricomycetes; Agaricales; Physalacriaceae
Product: rRNA 2'-O-methyltransferase fibrillarin
Exons: 6
Coding region: 70-1038 (322 amino acids)
Biological process (GO): rRNA methylation; box C/D sno(s)RNA 3'-end processing
Cellular component (GO): box C/D methylation guide snoRNP complex; small-subunit processome; nucleolus
Molecular function (GO): RNA binding; rRNA methyltransferase activity; histone H2AQ104 methyltransferase activity
Source: RefSeq, a predicted model, not a curated record
CUCAACGAGCUCUUCCCAUUAACGACACCCGCGAGCGGGCAAAUUCUACACCAGGCAAGCGCGUAUAUCAUGGCUUUUGGUGCACCUGGAGGACGAGGCGGAUUUGGAGGAAGAGGACGGGGAGGUGAUCGUGGAGGUGGUCGUGGUGGAAGCCGUGGAGGAAGAGGUGGUGGUGGCGUCCGUGGAGGUGGUGUUCAGAGUCGAGGCGGACGAGGAGGAGGAAGAGGCGGUGACCGUGGUGGAGGCAGAGGCAGAGGUGCUCCACGAGGUAGGGGUGGAGGUCGUGGCGGAGGACGAGGCGGUGCCAAAGGAGGUUCCAACACUGUCCUCGAGCCUCACAGACAUCCUGGCGUCUUCAUCGCCAAAGGCAAAGAGCACCUCCUCGUCACGAAAAACCUCGUUCCAGGUGAAUCUGUAUACGGAGAGAAACGGAUAUCUAUUGAAGGUGGUGUCGACGGUACCAAGGUCGAGUACAGGGUGUGGAAUCCUUUCCGGAGUAAAUUGGCUGCUGGAGUGUUGGGUGGUCUGGAUGAUAUUUUCAUUGCUCCCGGAAAAAAGGUGUUAUACCUCGGUGCUGCCAGCGGAACGAGUGUGAGCCAUGUUGCUGAUAUCGUUGGACCGGAAGGCGUUGUAUAUGCGGUCGAAUUCUCAUUACGAUCCGGCCGUGACCUCAUCGGUAUGGCCAAGAAGCGAACAAAUGUUAUCCCUAUCGUUGAAGAUGCCCGUAUGCCGCAAAAAUACCGGAUGCUGCUAUCACAGGUCGAUGUCAUCUUCGCCGAUGUUGCGCAGCCUGACCAGGCUCGUAUCGUCAUCUUGAAUGCGGAGCAUUUCCUCAAAGUCGGCGGACAUGUGGUUAUAUCAAUAAAGGCCAGCUGUAUCGAUUCAACGGCGGCCCCCGAUGCUGUCUUUGCAUCAGAAGUUGCAAAGCUGCAAAAAGAACAUUUCAAACCUCUAGAGCAGGUUCCCCUGGAACCUUACGAGCGAGAUCACGCUAUGGUAUCAGCCGUCUACCUGCGGCACGGUGCACCUAGCGCUUGAUUUCUUUGUUACUUUGCGUUCCGCCGUAUCCAGCUUCAGGGCCUUGAACAGUGUUGUCUUGAAUGGGCACCAUCUUGGGCAAUUUGGAUACCUUUUCCCAUCUACAAAAGUAUCUGGUAUAGCGUGCUGCCGUACAACUGAUUUUUUGCUGUCCAUCUAUUUAAUUCUAUAAAUGUAGAUCUUGAUGUAUUCCAUGGGUUUCGUACACUGAAAAAUUGGGAGUGAGCU